Rubroshorea leprosula is the source of this 546-nucleotide messenger RNA. Lineage: Eukaryota; Viridiplantae; Streptophyta; Magnoliopsida; Malvales; Dipterocarpaceae. The record is from the annotation of a GenBank genome assembly.
AGCUACUAAAAGAUACAAAACAAAUGAAAACUUCUUUUAAAAGAUGGAAAAAUCAAGCAAUCAACGUAUGACUCUUCUUCCAAGAACCACCGCAGACGGUGCCGAAGUCAGCCACGGCAGCCCCCCUAAUCCCAUGCAACCUCAAGGCUUUCAAUUAGAGCUCUCCUCCUCUUCUCCUUCAUGGGGUAAGCAUGUUGACAACAACAUCACCUAUACCCCCAUUUCCACUUCUCUCAAGAAGAGCAAAGUAGGUUGGUAAUUAAAAUCACAUUUUCCAUGAGAAAUUCAUUCCCUUUAUUCUUCUUCCAAUUAGUUUAACUUGUUUUUAAGUAUGUACAUAUGUUGGUAUAUAUGGAAUUAAAUGUCAGAAGAAAGCGAUGAAGAAUUGUUCACGGUUCCGGACGUGGAAGCCCAACCUCCAAAUACCAAUAAUUCAACAAUCACUACCACCAACAUUUCCGAUGCCCGAAACCAGCCUGAAUUUCCCGGCAAGCGUCGCCGGGGACGCAACCCCGUAGAUAAGGAGUAUAAAAGGCUAAAGAGGUA